This is a messenger RNA of Cicer arietinum (chickpea), 1324 nucleotides long. RefSeq lists its product as uncharacterized. Lineage: Eukaryota; Viridiplantae; Streptophyta; Magnoliopsida; Fabales; Fabaceae. The record is from RefSeq and is a predicted model, not a curated record. Gene Ontology annotation, molecular function: ubiquitin binding.
ACAAUAGAAGGAAACGUUGAACGUAGGGGCUGAUAACAAUUAGAUAGUUUUUGUAACACCCCCAAUCUUGUUAUUCGGAAUUCGACAAAUUGAAGAGAGGAAUAAUAUAUAAUAUUAUAAUAUAUAUCCUGAAUCAACCUCUCAAACCCUAUCUCUCACGAUUGAAAUUGAAUUGAAUUGAAUUGGUAUUCUUUUGAAGAUUAGGUAAAUAGAGAAAAAGAAGAAGAAAAAAAGACGAGGACGCAUUCUUGAACGAUGUCUGCUGCGGUGUGUGGAAGCAAGAGAUCUUUCUUCGAAGACCUUCCUCCUUCACCCCCAGUUUCAAAGAGGAUUCGUUGUUCUUCAUCACCAAUUCGUCUUUCUCUUCCAACCCUCAUCGAUCACCUUCGAUCCCUUUUUCCUCAUAUGGAAGAUCAGAUCAUUGAAAGAGCACUUCAGGAAUGUGGCAAUGAUUUAGAUGCUGCUAUCAAGAGCCUGCACGGGCUUUGCUUGGGAUCUGCAGAUGAAAAUUCUGUUAAUGUUCCACAACUUGAUGCUACCGUUGAAACAGGUGUUUUUGCAGAUAAUGGGGAUGCUUCUGCUUCUGGGAAUCAGCCAGCUGAAAACAAUCUUCCCGCUGAUGGACCAGAAUGGAUUGACUUAUUUGUUAGGGAGAUGACAUGUGCUACUAGUGUUGAUGAUGCCAGAGCCCGUGCUGCUAAAUUGCUUGAGGUUUUGGAGAAAUCCAUCAGCGCACAUGCAAGUUCUGGGGCAAUAACUGAUCUUCAAAGGGAAAAUUUGAUGUUGAAAUAUCAAGUUGAACUCUUGACAAAGGAGAGAAAUUGUUUCAAAAGUGCUUUUAGAAUCCAGCUUGAACGCCUUUCUGAUUAUGAGGAUAAAGAGAGAGAGUUGCAGCAGUUGAAGCAGUUGGUGUCUCAAUACCAGGAACAGAUCAGAACUCUUGAGGUUAACAACUAUGCUCUGCGAAUGCAUCUGAAUCAGGCACAAAAAUACAACCCUUUUCCUGGAAGUUUCCCUCCUGAUGGCUUCUAAUGCAAUCAAUGGGGUAGAAUAUCACAAUCAAGGCGGUUAAAUAGUUGUAUCUGGUUAUUCAAUUAUAUUUGGUGUUUAUUUUCAAAAAAAUAUGCAUUGUUAAUUGUUAUAGUUUGUGUAGCUCCUGUAGGCCAAGAAAGGUAGCUAUUCUUAGUCCAGGGGUUAUCUUAUACACUAACUUGGAAUAGAAUUGAUAAUAAUUAUUUGUCGGUUAAUUCAAUUAUUUUUUCUCAUGGAAUCGAUAUGGCAUUAAGUGUAGUUAUUGAGAAUGUCCAAGAUCAGUUUGCUCUUA